GCUCUGUUAGCUCGAUACAUGCUAGCAGCUUCCCUUUGUUGUGGUCCACCGUUUAGCGGUUGUGCUCCUGCUGUAAUAACUUAUAUUAAGACAGCUGCCGUUGUUAUUCCGUAGAGGAUGAGUGGCGGAGUGUACGGAGGCGAUGAGGUGGGAGCUUUGGUGUUCGACAUUGGUUCUUAUUCCGUGAGAGCCGGCUACGCAGGGGAAGACUGUCCCAAGGCGGAUUUCCCCACAGUAAUAGGUGUGACUCUUGACCGAGAAGAUGGCAGCACACCGAUGGAGACGGACGGCGACAAGGGCAAGCAGAGCGGCACCACAUACUACAUCGAUACCAACCAGCUGAGGGUUCCCCGGGAGAACAUGGAGGUCAUGUCUCCGCUCAAGAAUGGCAUGAUUGAGGACUGGGACAGCUUCCAGGCCAUUUUGGAUCACACGUACAAGAUGCACUUCAAGUCUGAGCCCAGCCUGCAUCCAGUGCUCAUGUCAGAAGCAUCGUGGAACACGCGAGCGAAACGAGAGAAGCUAACAGAGCUGAUGUUUGAGCAUUACAACAUUCCUGCCUUCUUCCUCUGCAAAUCAGCCGUGCUGUCUGCCUUUGCCAAUGGUCGGUCCACAGGUUUGGUUCUGGACAGUGGAGCCACACACACCACAGCAAUUCCAGUUCAUGAUGGCUACGUCCUGCAGCAAGGCAUCGUUAAAUCGCCCCUGGCCGGAGACUUCAUGAGCAUGCAGUGUAGGGAGUUAUUUCAAGAGUUAAGCGUUGAAAUAAUCCCCCCUUACAUGAUCGCAUCAAAGGAUCCAGUGCGAGAGGGAUCCACAGCCAGCUGGAAGAAAAAAGAGAAACUACCUCAAGUCACUCGUUCUUGGCACAACUACAUGUGUAAUUGUGUUAUUCAGGACUUCCAGGCUUCGGUGCUGCAGGUGUCGGACUCACCGUACGACGAACAAGUUGCUGCCCAGAUGCCCACUGUCCACUACGAGCUUCCCAACGGCUACAACUGUGACUUCGGGGCUGAGAGGCUGAAGAUCCCAGAAGGGCUGUUUGACCCGUCGAACGCUAAGGGUUUGUCUGGAAACACCAUGUUAGGAGUCGGUCACGUGGUCACAACCAGUGUGGGGAUGUGUGACAUCGACAUCCGGCCGGGUCUGUACGGCAGCGUGGUGGUGACCGGAGGAAACACGCUCAUCCAGGGCUUCACCGACCGACUCAACAGAGAACUGUCUCAGAAAACUCCUCCAAGUAUGAGGCUGAAGCUGAUCGCCAACAACACCACAGUGGAGCGUCGCUUCAGCGCCUGGAUAGGAGGUUCCAUCCUGGCUUCACUCGGAACUUUCCAGCAGAUGUGGAUCUCUAAGCAGGAGUACGAGGAGGGAGGAAAGCAGUGCGUGGACAGGAAGUGCCCUUGAUCUGACAUUAAACCCCGACAACCCUCCACAUCGCCGCAGAACUCACCGUCAUAACGAUUCACCUCGGACUCAGGAACACCUCACUCUUGUUUUGUAUGAUUUUUUUUUUAACCGUUCAUAUACCCGUCUGGAAGUCUGUUGCCUUAUCUGUGAGUCGCAUCAUUAAAACGAUUCUGAUCACACUGGGGAAGAACACAACAUGUGAAACUUAGAAGUAGCUGGACGGAAUUUGUGAAGACGAGGCAAACUCUGAGUGUAUUUGGAGGAUUAAGCUUUUAGUUUGGGGUGAAUUCAGUCUUUUGUUCAUAAGCCUUUAUCUGUUUCUGUGUAGCGAGUAAACUCAUCGUGAACAAAGCUUCCUGCCUUUGUUUACCAGCGUGUUGAAUAAACCUGUAUUUAAUUUUCA
Messenger RNA from Amphiprion ocellaris (clown anemonefish), 1813 nucleotides. RefSeq names its product actin-like 6A (gene actl6a). The record is from RefSeq and is a predicted model, not a curated record. The transcript has 14 exons. Gene Ontology annotation, molecular function: chromatin binding. Gene Ontology annotation, biological process: regulation of transcription by RNA polymerase II; nervous system development. Gene Ontology annotation, cellular component: SWI/SNF complex; NuA4 histone acetyltransferase complex. NCBI's taxonomy places the organism in Eukaryota, Metazoa, Chordata, Actinopteri, Pomacentridae. Bases 118 to 1407 code for a protein of 429 amino acids.